CACUGUGUGUGAAGGAAUGCGAAGCUACAGGGGUCACUACGCACAGGAAACACACACCAAGGUGUAUUUAAACCUCACAUUUGUGACUUUUGUGGACUUAUUUCACACAGCUGCUUUAAGGUGAUUAUGGGAUGUACCAGCUCCUCUGCUACGGUGCGACCGUUGACACCGGAACAGGCGAAGGGAGACGAGGAUGAGACAGGAAGUAGGGUUUAUGGUCGUGGAGACUCGGCCGUGUCAAAGGACACCACAGACAGUGGGGUGGUGAUGGAGAAUAGAGACAACCCUGUGUUACCUGGAACAGUGCCUGGAAAACUUCCUCCUCUAACAUCUGAGCUUGUCAGAGAAAGUGAUGCAGACAGAAUUACACGAAAUGGCUUCCUGCAGCAGGAGAGCACUGUGCAAGAGCGCCCCAAGUCCAGUGAGAUCCUGGAGGAGCUGCUGAACCAGGGCAUCAUACCAGUGAGACAGAGCAGAGAGAGGUGCAGCGGGACUGGAGAGGCCUAUAGUAUCAUGCUAGAUGAUGGGGAGGGGGUCAGGCGACGACCUCCUGCCAGACUGGAGUCUCUGAAGGCCAAGAAGGCACAAAGUUUCCCCAGCAAAGAAGAGAUUGAGGAGAAGAUGAGACUGGCUGAGGAGAGACGCAAGUUAAGGGAAGAUGAGCUCAAGAAGGGUUUGAGGACCAAGUCGGCCCGUGCUCGGCGCCCUGCUCCCAUCUCCAGCACAGAGGAGGACAAGGACGCAGCCCACAACCCUGUUGAGCAGCUACAGUCACCGAUCACCCCAAAGCCCCUUGAUCCACUGCCUUGCUGCCCAAGUGAGGCGGCCGAGGGCAGAGAGCAGGUGAAGUCCAGAGGUGACGGCAGAGAAGUAACAGUUAGAGUAGACACAGAAGAAGGAUGGAGAGUGAAAAAUGACAGCGGAAAUAACAAAGAGGAAGGUGCAGAGAGGGUAAGUAAGUAUAGUGACAGGGAAGUGGAGUUAACCCAGGUGGAGGAGCACAGGAAGGAUCAGCUCCUCCUCACAGCCUCGGGGGAGCUAGAGAGCGAUUCUAGCUUUCAGCGUGCAGAGGACAAAGAGGAGAUAUUUUAAUUCAUUACAAAAAUGAGCCAUGAAUCAGCAAUAAGACGGAUAAAAGAGAGAGAAGAGAGCCAAAGUAAUUCCUUUUGCACAGACAAAAGGCCUGUUGAAACUUGUAAAAAGAAAGAUGUAUUAAAAACUGGCCCUACAGAUGACACCAAGCUAAUGUGGACAUUAACUGUUUGUGUCCUUAUGAAAAAGCAUUGUGUCUACAGCAGGGACUGUGACGAGUCAAUGUGAGUACUUUUUUACAACUACUCACUCAUGUGCGACCCACAAAUUUGCAGGCUUUUUUGGUUCAUGUUGUAAAACAAUGGAGCGAGGUGUGUGUCCAGGAGUGAGUGAUAAGUUAACUGCGAGGAUCACAUCAUCUACACUCAUCAGUAGGCUCUUUCGAGAUGAACUAUGCCUCACCUGGAAAGUGGACGAGAGCAGGCAGCUGCAGCAGGAGGCGGUUAAGUCUGGGGCUGAAUCCAAAUGUCCACCCUCUGGACCUGCAGACUGAGCCCUUGCCCUUCAGUUGUACAUAGUGUGGCAUAUUUACUGUCAUCACUUAAAGUCUGCGAGGGCAGAGACUGCAAGCAGCUGAUAGACAGCCCUCGAGACCGUUUUACUCGCUGCUGGCAUAUUCAUAUAUAUGACAUAUAAGUUGAUGAACUGCCCCUGCAGAUAUCAAGAUAUAAAUCCCAUGUAUAGACUUUUUUUGUGACUAAACAAAAAUGUAUCAGUACAUCUCUUUAUAACAGGCUGCACAUGUUCAAAAACAGAAAUGUUAUAUAAGGACAGGAUUAUAACUCAAUAAAUUGGGCAUUACUUACAUUUUUCAGCCUAUUUCACCGCUCAGCCUGAUAGGUCGCAAUAAUAAAAUGCAUUUUCAGUACUUCUACACCCUAGACUUAAACAUAUUUCUGUAUCAUGAUGUGGUUGAAUCAAGUAGCAUUUUAAUGGACCUAACUAUCUAUAACUAUUUACAUAUUAGUAAGUUGUUGUUUUUUCUGCAGUUGAAAAACCCACAAUGUCACGUACUUAUUGCAGUGAAUUGUGGGUUAUUUAAUCAGUGAAGUCUGCUGAAGUCUGCACCCCAAGCGGACUCUCAGAAAGUCAGCUUGAGGCCCCUUGUGGACUGGAUGACUUGUAGAUUUGGAACACGCCAGCAAAGGCCACGAGUCUGCAAGUGCAGUGAAGUGUGGACAUUUGGAUUCAGCCGGACAGUUUCUCGACAGCCUUCAGUCCGUACAGGAAGUCACAGAAACAGGAUAUGAUGAUGAUGUCCGAUAUGGUGUUGAUUAAUUAAAAUAUUAUCAGACUCAUAUGUCAGUUUGUUCUCAGUCUCCAAUUGUUUUAAUUAUGAUAGAUAGAUUUAUUAAAGUGCUUUACAGGCGAUUUGUAAUUUAUGUCCAUGGUUCAACCUCCAUUUUACACAAAUUCUCAUGUAAAUCAGCAUCAUAUCAGUUUGCUGCUGCAGAGCAGACCUAUCUCUCAACUACACAGGCUAAAUACAUUGUGUUUGACUAUAAGGUUAAUAUUUUCAGAGGAAAAAAAUACAAGACAACAGCUUUCAUUAGUCAGGGCUUCAUAUCUGUACAGAUGUUAUUUUAAGAAUCCUCUCGCCCCACUGACCACAUGUCUCUGUGAUGCUGAAUACUUCAAUAGUUAAAACAGUCGAAUGUUAAUAUACAGCAGACUACAUAUAGUUUAUGAUGCAGUUAAAAUGGCCAAAAGUGUGAAUAAUUGUGUUGCAGGACAAUUUAAGGUGUGCCCCUUAAUUUUUAUGCUUGUGCUCCUAAAUUUUUCAGUUAGGGGCUGCAGUGCUCUGACUAAAAAAAGUUAGUCUGGAGCCCUGGAAGUGUGUCGGCUCAUUAAUUGUUGUAAUAAUAUUGUAGCUCAGUAACAGGUGUAACGGAAUAUGAGGGUUUUCUUUCCAAAGCAAUGCAAUGUACCUCAGUAAAGGCUUUGAUAAAUAUGACAAAGACUUCUUGCCAACAUAUAAAAUUGAUUUGAAUAAGAAUUUAGUUUUACAUUGAAAUGUAAACGAUAAUAUUGUUGAGUUUCAUUCUGCACGUAAAGGAUGUACUUGUUCUGUUGGACGUAAGAUGGCGCUGUUUCAGUGGGCUAAGGUCGCAGCUGCCUGUAGUCAGUGCACCUCCGUGAUGAGGAGGUUUUUGGGAAAG
This is a messenger RNA of Epinephelus moara (kelp grouper), 3251 nucleotides long. RefSeq names its product stathmin domain containing 1 (gene stmnd1). Gene Ontology annotation, cellular component: neuron projection; cytoplasm. NCBI's taxonomy places the organism in Eukaryota, Metazoa, Chordata, Actinopteri, Perciformes, Serranidae. The coding region runs from base 127 to 1092 and encodes 321 amino acids. Gene Ontology annotation, molecular function: tubulin binding. The transcript is spliced from 5 exons. Gene Ontology annotation, biological process: microtubule depolymerization; regulation of microtubule polymerization or depolymerization; neuron projection development. The record is from RefSeq and is a predicted model, not a curated record.